This is a messenger RNA of Acanthosepion pharaonis, 741 nucleotides long. The record is from the annotation of a GenBank genome assembly. Lineage: Eukaryota; Metazoa; Mollusca; Cephalopoda; Sepiida; Sepiidae.
AUGACAACCAAGUAUUUUACCAUUCAGACAUACAACGGCCGGUCGACCAUUUCUGUCGACCGUUUGAAGCCGGCAUGUCUUGAGCAAGCCGCCAAACAGCUCCAUCCAGAUCGACAGCAAUCCAACAUUCCGCAGCAACCUGAAUCAUCAUCGUCAAACCAAAGUCAGCAGUCCACUUCACGAUCAGAACCACUGUUUACCAAAACAGACCUCGUUUCGCCAACUGAAGUGGAGGAUUCACCAUUUGUUAUGGUUUCUUGUUGGUCAGUAGACAUUUCCGGUUCAUUGUUAUUUGAUGGAGUAGAACUCAAUGACUCACAGGGAUCGGUGAAGACAGGAGAAUCCGAAUCUACAAACGAUGGGACAGUAACAGAAGUGGGGGCAAGGUCUUCUGUUGAGACUGUCGACUGGCAGCGCCGGACCUCCUUGCAACCAUUCAGUCACAUAGUGGUCCCACUCACCACUAUUUUUCUAACAAAUUACUUUCCUCUUUUUUCGUUUGCCCACUCACCUUUCUUUCAUUUUCAUAAGUUUCUUUUCUUCUCUCUUAGUUUUAUUCUUACUUUCUUUUCUUUCUUCAUUCCUCUUCUUCAUAUUUUAAUCUUCAUUCUUUUUCUUCUGUCGAAUCACUCCUUCUCUUACUUUAGCUCUCUUACUUUUUCUAUUAACAUUUGUUUUGUUUUUUUCUCUCUAUCUCUGCUACCCCAACAACAAACUUCCACUACCCGAGCCUCCCCCUAG